GUCAUGCGCGAGUCUCCUCCGCUAUCGCAUCGACCGAAAUUAGAGUUGGAUUAAACGCGCGAUUGUCGCGGUCGCGCUCGGCGGUCUCGGCAGAUUUACAUAUACGCCCUGCAGCCGCCGCCGCCGGGUCUGGCUCGACGUUUCUCCAUGUGUGACCGGAUUACCUUCGAAAAAUCGAUCGGGGAAGGUGGCCGCGGGCUGGCUAUGGGCUCCAGCUAAUCGUUCCGGCCAGGUGGAUGAGGAGGGGCAACUUCGCAACUAACUUACACACGUCUGUUGCAACAUCAUCACUCGUCAUUUAAAACCCCAUCAGACACAAUGUCGUCGAUUAAACUACCGUCGCUCAUAGUCAAAUGACAAUAACUAGAAUAAAGUGCCGGGAGCGCUCAUGAGACAGUCGUGUCAUCGUCUGCUUGAGCACCAACAGGCAGGGGGGGAGGAACCCCCGCUUUACUCACCAGUAGACCAAAUUUCAGUGGUACCGGAACAUGUGGGCCGCGAGGCCGGCGGCAAGCUGACACGAUAUGCGCCGACGGAGGAGGACGAGGCGACACUCAGGGAACUUCUACUUAGCCUUCAGAGACAGGUGAGCGUGAUGAGUAUGAAUCUGUCCGCAAAGCUGGACGAGCUACAGCGGGGCGACCGGCAACUCGAGACCACGGUCGCACUCUGUGAGAUCAGAACGCAACUACAAGAACUCACCAAGAGCGUUGAAUCAUGUCAAAGCGAAGUGUCUGAGGUGAAACGAGACAUGGUUGCCAUCAAGCAAGAGUUAGACACUGUGCAACAGGUGAAGGAAGAAAUAGAAGAGUUGCGCGAAUAUGUGGACAGGCUUGAAGAACAUACACAGAGGCGGAAGCUCAGACUGCUGGAACAAGGUCUAACAUUCUUCCUGUCCUACGCCAUCUUAGCCGCAGUGCUCGGAAUGCUGCAAUUUGGUUACAACACUGGCGUCAUCAACGCUCCUGGCAGAAAUAUCGAGAACUUUAUGAAGGACGUGUACAAGGACCGCUAUGGCAAGGACAUCCACGAAGACGCCGUCAACAGACUGUACUCUAUCGCAGUGAGCAUUUUUGCAAUUGGUGGCAUGCUCGGUGGAUUUUCAGGUGGAAUGAUAGCGAACCGUUUCGGAAGGAAAGGUGGAUUGUUGCUCAAUAAUAUUCUGGGUAUCAGCGGUGCAAGUCUCAUGGGAUUCACAAAAAUAUCACAUUGUUAUGAAAUGCUCUUCUUUGGUAGAUUCAUCAUCGGCGUCAAUUGCGGACUGAAUACGUCAUUAGUGCCAAUGUACAUAUCUGAAAUUGCACCCUUGAAUCUUCGUGGUGGACUGGGUACAGUGAACCAGCUAGCGGUCACAGUAGGAUUACUCCUAUCGCAAGUUCUUGGCAUCGAACAAAUUCUCGGCACGGAUGAUGGGUGGCCAAUUUUACUCGGUCUUGCUGUGUGUCCUGCAAUUCUGCAACUGCUCCUACUACCCGCAUGUCCUGAAUCACCUCGCUAUCUGCUAAUAACCCGUCAAUGGGAAGAGGAGGCGCGAAGAGCUUUGAGAAGAUUACGGGCUAGCAAUCAGGUAGAAGAAGACAUCGAAGAAAUGCGAGCAGAAGAAAGAGCCCAGCAAGCCGAGGCAUCAAUAUCAAUGAGGGAAUUGCUUUGUUCACCAACUCUCCGUGCCCCCUUGCUUAUUGGUGUUGUGAUGCAACUAUCACAACAGCUUAGCGGAAUCAAUGCGGUAUUUUACUAUUCAACCUCACUGUUCACCUCAUCGGGCCUCACCGAGGAGUCUGCGAAGUUUGCUACCAUGGGAAUCGGCGCUAUUAUGGUUGGAAUGACUCUCGUAUCUUUGCCCCUCAUGGACCGCACGGGACGGCGAACCCUUCACCUUUACGGCCUUGGUGGCAUGUUCAUCUUCUCCAUCUUCAUCACCAUCUCUUUUCUCAUAAAGGAGUUUUUCGGCUAUGUGCAGGAAAUGAUAGACUGGAUGAGUUACCUGUCCGUGGUGUCGACGCUGAGCUUCGUAGUGUUUUUCGCUGUGGGCCCCGGCUCCAUACCCUGGUUGAUCACUGCCGAACUUUUCUCACAAGGGCCACGGCCGAGCGCAAUGGCCAUCGCUGUUUUAGUUAAUUGGAUGGCCAAUUUCGUGGUUGGGAUCGGCUUUCCCAGCAUGAAGGCUCUACUGGAAAACUAUACAUUCCUGCCUUUUAGUGUAUUCCUUGCAAUUUUUUGGAUAUUUACGUAUAAAAAAGUUCCUGAAACAAAAAAUAAGACCUUUGAGGAAAUUUUGGCAUUGUUCCGGAAUUCGAACGGCAGUGUCGGAGCAGUCGUCGGCUGGGGGGGAGGCGGGGCGGCCCCCCCCGCCGCUGCCGCCCCCGAGGUUCCCUGCCACCGGCAACGUCUGACAAUGGGAGACCGCUGCGCGUGCACCUCUAGUUGCGCCGAUCAAGGCCGCCGCCAACUUCUUGUUUCAUGGACUCAAGCGGCAAGCGGUGGGCCGUGCCUCUAUCACUACCACACAACAAAUGUUCUAAAUUGAUGUGAUUAGGUUAAUAAAACGAAGAUAGUCUAUAAGUCACGGCGUAAAGUUAACAUACCUAGUUCUUUAGUCUGUCAUUUUAUGACAUACCUAAUUUAUGAAAUGCAUACCUAGGUACCAUGUAAAGUGCCAUCGGUUUCUUGUACCCAUUUUAAUUAGAUCUUCAAGAAAUUUUACUAUAAAUGAAGACUAGAUAAAAUUGAAAAUUUUGACAAGAUAGAAAGAUAGGUAAUAUUUGAAAAGAUAAGUGUUCAGACGGUUACAAUAUACGAAAUCAUGUUCUGAUAUUAUUUUAAAAUGUUGAUUUUGGAUACAGUGCGGUUGGAAAAUCACACUGUCUUUGGAAUUAUUAAAAAAGGAUUUAUUUAAAUAAAAAGCUAAUUUUCAACGAGACUAUACAUGAAAAUGAUGAUUGUAUUAAUUGUAAAAUUUGUAUUCGGGUAUGCAACAACGCGUAAGAUGUCAUAAUAUUAAUUAUUAUGCCAAGGAAUUCGAAAAGUAAAAAUAAAUAAAUUAUAAUGUAAAAUGGGUACGACGAGUACAUGUGCUUACUAGAGCAUGCAUCCCGGUUACUGCCAAGGGACCGGUGUCGGUACUGUUUUGCAGCCACAGUAUUUUCGGUACGUUCAAUACUAUAAUGUAAACAGAAUGUACAAUGUACAUAAUCUUGAAUAUUAUAGGUUAUAGGAUAUAAUAAAAAUAACAUAUGAAAUAUAAUGUCAUUUAUUUCUGCAAUUAUCACAUGUCAAGUGCAAAUCGGACUAAAUUAAAUUCAAAAACAAAUACUUUUAACCGUAUGAUUUUCACAAAUUAUUGUUUUUUUUACUUACUUUAAUGUUAAAUUCAUCCUGUUUACAUAACAUAUAUCUCCUUUCCUAAGUAAAAUACUACUUAUCUAUAAGUCACUUUACCGUAAUUUAAGAAAGAAAUACGAGAUAAAUAUUAUAAUAUCACAUCGGGGUUAAAAUACUGAUAUUCUUCCUGAAAAUAGCUAUUUAGUAUAAUAUACCUACCUACACCUAUUUAUUAGAGCUGGUUAAUUAUAAUUUCCCGUCAGUGAUCUAUAUAAAGUCAAUAAGUUUCGAAGGCUUGCAGCGUGUAGCUAAGCCUCGAACUUUUAAUUAGCUACCGACAAAAUGUUAAAAGCUAUUAAGUACCUGUUUUAGGUCGGUAAAGAUCACUUUUAAACAUUUCUCAAAAGUGCACUGUUUAAAUACUUGAUAAAUAUAAUUUGUGUACGUGGAAAGUACCAAGAAUGCAGGUUCCAAUAGGUAUCUCGUAUUUCGCCUCCAAUAGUACCGAUGCUCUAGUGCUUACAGAAACGAUAAAUAUUAUAAUUAUUGUCACUGAAAUGUUCUAACAAAGAUAUUUACAUGCUGUGACUCUAUUUUAUUGUUGAUUUUUAUAAAUGAUAUGUAUUAUUUUACGAAAGUUUUAUUCUCUUUUGCUCAUGAUUAUUAUUGUUAUACUUAAUGGUAAAUUAAUGUCAUAUCUAAAAUGACGAACAUAAUUAUAAAUAUUGUAUUAACAGUAUAAAUAAAAUAUUAUUCCGGUCGGGAGAUAUUAUUUAUAGCAGUUGCGGGAAUUGAUCAUAGAAAAAUUAUUUUUUAUAUUCUGUUAUCAGUUCUAUCGUUGAGUUCAACAUUUUGCGCAAUUAUUAAUGUUAAUUUGUUUAAUUAUCUUACCACGUGCAAGUAGAUUUUUUAAGUUGUAGUAUUAAGAGGUAAUAAUAAAAAAUCGUAUUAAUUUCGAUUGAGGAAAAUAGAGUAUGGUAAGUUAUACAAAUUGUGAAAACUUUUAAGAAUGUAAAGCUUUUAAACCUAGUACGCCCCUAGAAGACGAAAAUGUUUAAUUAUUUAUUAGCUAGGGUUCACUAGUUACUACAGGGUUGUAGUCGACGUCUGUCUAUCCGUGUAUCUCCUAACUGCUCAAUUCAAGAGACUUGAAGGCUGGCUAGCCUGUCGUGAUCGGUAAAGGUAACACGGCCUAAAAUGUGUAACUAGACAUGCGUCCUUACGAUGACUGAUCGAUAUAUGCGAUGUAAAUAAUUAUUUCAAUAGUAAAAGCUGUAAAAAAAGGGAAUGUAUAUAGUCCGUUAGCCUUUGUUUUAUAAAAUGACUUCCUAAUAGGUAUGUUUAUGACGUAUACCUACUUCAUAUUUCUAUCUUAUAUUAUGCAUUUAUAAAAUAUACUUAAUAGUUAUUCAUUAUUGGAAUGGAGUUCAACAAUAACAUCCUAAAAAUUCAUUGGGCUAAUAUUUUCUUCAUAAAAUAUAAUAAUAUUAUUUUAAUGUUACAUACCUAAUUGCAUAGCGCACAAACUGAUUUAUGACAAAGUUAAACCAUCUGCUUUUUACGCACAAUAUAACUUAAAUAUCUAAAUUAUUCAUCUACAUGUCCAUAAUUUACAGAUUUGCACAAAUUUAUAUUUUAUAAGUGUUAUUGAAUUAUGUGUAGAAAAACUAAACUUUGCCUACCUACUGUUAUUUUGUAUAGAAAAGAAAGUGUUCCUACGCAAUAUCAUAUUAUGUAAGGGUAUUUUAAGGUUAUUUUACUCAUUUAUUAAAUUUAGUUUAAAGUUACGCUUUUGAAUGAAAAUGAACCUUGUGUAUCGGACCUUAAAUUAAGUGAUCUCGAUGAAACAUACCAAGCGAAAGCGGGAACACCUUUGGAAUUAGUAAUUUACUUAUAGGUAUAGUUUAGCUUGGAUCUUCUAGAAUAAUUACUUAUGUUUAUGUUUCUAUUGUUUAUAGAUAUCUCCGAGGAUAAGUCUAGAAAGUAAUUAAAAAUGAUUUGGAAUGGGGAGUGUAGUCACGUUAAUCUUGGUAAAAUAGUCUAUAUAAAAAAACAAGUUGUUACGCAAUCAUAAUAUUAUAUUAUACAUGUCAUCAAAAAACUUAUAAGGUAAUGAAUGCGACUGAAACCUUAUUAAAUAGAAAGUAACUUGGGAUUGUAACAAAAAGUCAAUUAGAUUAUAUUUUGAAAAUUUUUACAAUUUACCAAAAUUAUUGUUACGAUUAGAGUGAUUUUGAAUAAAAAAAUUCUAAAAGACCCAAGCUCGUAGCCAUCGUGCUAUACUUUGCCUACUGAAGUAAGCUGUAGUCAGUCGCGUAACGGCGCAGGAUGCACGGAUUGACAGAUCUUACGGGAGCCAAGCCCCAUUCGCUAGAAAACUAAACCCUAAGAAAAUCUUCUAAAGCACUAUCCACAGUUAUUGCCACGAUUAUCUGAAUUUUUUUAAGUUUCGUCACGGAGAUUAUCCCGUACUUGUACAAAAGGAACUUGUAAAAUUUUAUUGGAACUAAUACUUGUUAUAAAAACUUAAAAAAUA
This is a messenger RNA of Colias croceus (clouded yellow), 5857 nucleotides long. RefSeq names its product glucose transporter type 1 (gene Glut1). The record is from RefSeq and is a predicted model, not a curated record. Gene Ontology annotation, cellular component: membrane. Lineage: Eukaryota; Metazoa; Arthropoda; Insecta; Lepidoptera; Pieridae. The transcript has 16 exons. Gene Ontology annotation, biological process: monosaccharide transmembrane transport. Bases 389 to 2527 code for a protein of 712 amino acids. Gene Ontology annotation, molecular function: hexose transmembrane transporter activity.